This is a messenger RNA of Boleophthalmus pectinirostris (great blue-spotted mudskipper), 4663 nucleotides long. RefSeq names its product RAB11 family interacting protein 1 (class I) a (gene rab11fip1a). Lineage: Eukaryota; Metazoa; Chordata; Actinopteri; Gobiiformes; Gobiidae. Gene Ontology annotation, cellular component: intracellular membrane-bounded organelle. The record is from RefSeq and is a predicted model, not a curated record. The transcript is spliced from 7 exons. Bases 239 to 3778 code for a protein of 1179 amino acids. Gene Ontology annotation, biological process: regulated exocytosis. Gene Ontology annotation, molecular function: small GTPase binding.
UCAAACAUCAGGGAAGUCCGCAGUGAAACUACACGGAGGAAAACAACUCAGCAGCGUCCAUGAAAGCCUUUUAAAGGAAUUAGUCCGCACAGUGUCGUCAUUGUGCCGCUGUAGUUAAUAGUAAUAACUUAGUAAAGUAUUAUAACUUCUCAGUUGGUGUUUAGUAGAGCAUUACUAGGCGGAGGUAACAGCGUUACGACACCGACCUGCGCUUCCUGAAACAAGGCAGACUUUGAGGAUGUCGCUGGUUGAUCAGAGUCAGCAGUGGUUCCCCACCAGUGUGCGCGUAACGGUGCACCAAGGUAAAGAUCUGCGCGCAAAGGGGAAAAAUGGCACAAACGACGCCUACGCCAUUAUUCAAGUCGCAAAAGACAAGUUUUCUACUACAGUGGCAGAGAAAAGUGUGUCUCCAGUGUGGAAAGAAGAGGCGACGUUUGACUUGCCAUUAUUCCACCCGGGAAACGCUGAACGCUGCACACUGUACAUCAUUGUGAUGCAUCGGGCCCAAGUGGGGCUAGACAAGUUCUUGGGACAAGCUGUGAUCAAUUUACUGGAGCUGCAUGACAACAAGGCCCGCAAAAGGACAGAUUGGUUCAAACUGGUAGACAAAACCGGUAAGGAGGACAAAGCCCGAGGGGAGGUGCUGCUGGACAUCCAGUUCAUGAGAAACAACUUGUCAGCCAGCAUGAUGGACCUCUCCAUGCAAGACAAGCCUCGGUCACGCAUCUCUAAAAUCAAAGAUAAAGUGCGAGGGAAGAAAAAAGACAGCUUCUCAGAUUCAUCGUCUGCCAUUGUGCCCUCUGUCAGUCAGGUCCUCACUGAUAGUGAGGGUGAAGGUGAUUCUGUGUCACUCAGCCAAUCUCCAGGAGUGAAAAAGAAAUCUAAACUCAAAACUUUAUUCACUCCUAAAUCAAACCUGCAGCGUAAUGUGUCUCAGUCUAUGACAACUCUGGGAACACUGCCGGAGAAAAACUCAUCCCUUAGUAGCAGCCGGUCCUCUGGGCUCAAUAUUGAUUCUCCCGAUGUUAAGAAGAAAUUCAAAUUCCUGGGCCACAAGAGAACCGGCAGCUCCGACAGCAGGGUUUCCCAAGGGCCUUUCUCAUUACUGAGCCGCUCCAAAAAAGAUGAUUCAAAUAACCUAUGCAUCAAUGGCAGCCAUGUUUAUGCAGAAGAGCCUGAGGCAAAGUCUGGCUCUACUAUGAGCCUCAACAGCUCAGGACAUGGGUCUGUGGAAGAUAUCCGAAAACAACCCUUUGAUGUUCCAGUAGAUGUCCCUGUAGAUGUCCCAGCAUUUAGUAUUACUGUACCAGCACCUCCAAGCAGCCAGUCCACAGAAAGAGCCCUACUAGAGCAACAACGCCAUCAAGAGGACCAGAGAAGAAUAGCAGAGGCCAAGAAGCAGGAGGAGGAAGAGAGGAGGAGAGCAGAUUCUUUAAGACUGCAGCAAGAAGAAGAAAGACGCUACCAGGAGGAACAAGAGAGACAGAGACAACUGUUAGAAGAGGAAACCAGAAUAAGGAAACUUAGAGAGGAAGAGGAGAUGAGGAAGAGGCAGGAGGAAGAGAGGAGGAGGCAGGCGGAAGAGAGGAGGAGGCAGGAGGAAGAGAGGACGCUGGAGGAAGAGAGGAGAAGAAAGGAAGCGGCAGCGGAUGAGGAGCAGAGGCAGGAGCAGCUGAAAGCAGAGGAGCAGAAGAAACAGGAGGAGGCGUCCAUGAGUGAGCGGCUGACCUCUCUGUUUGGGAUGAUCCGUAAGAAAGAGGAAAAGAAGGAGGAGGUGGCCCCAGAGAUCAAAGAGGACAAAGAGGAGCUGCCCACAACCAUCAUGAAGAGUCACACUAUAAGCCAAGACCCACCAUUUCCACAGCAGUUCACCAACCCCUUUGAGGAGAUCUCCCUCAGCUCUGGUCCACCACAGAACACUAACGAAAACCCCACUGAGUUCAAACCAAGCAGCAGCGCUCCCACUGCCUCAGCCAUGGCCUUCCUCAACCGCACCACGGCCAAAGUCAAACCCAGAUUGGCUGAAUCUGAUCCCACUGAAUAUCAAACCUCCAGUUCACAGCCUCCCUCCCCAACCACCCCUGAGUCUCCCUCUACUAGUGUUGUCCCCUCAGAAACUUCUGCUAGUUUUCAAGAUCUACACUUCUCUCUUGCUCCUCAAAGCAAGGACUUAAGUGAUUCAUCUGGUGGCAGCAGUGAAGACCUCUUCUCACCAGUGGAGGAUUCAGAAAACAUGGCGGAUAAGAAGAGGAGAGCCCCUGUGCCGCCAUCUUACCCAGCCAACGGCACUCAGAGUGGAGGCAGAGAGAUUCUUAACCCAGCCUAUGUGGAACCAGACACACAACAGCAAAUCCCAAGGAUGUCUUUACCACUUCCUGAUUAUGAGACACUCUUUCCUCAAAAGAGGCAUGGCGUACAGGGGCAGACUCGAUGGGAUCACAUUGUUGCUGAAGUCAAUCAAAAGCAUAGAGACAGUCACAUUGAGUUCACAGGCACAGAGAUGAGUGUAGACGGCCCGGAAGAGCAUCAAGAAAAACCUCAAAGAAGCUCAACUCCUGUGCAGCAAUAUCGAGCACACACUCCAGAACCAAAACCAGUGUCUUCUAAAGGUUUUGCGGCUCCCGAUCCCCCCAAACAAGUGGCACCCCCUCAGUAUAAGACGCCAACUGAAACUAGCCAGAAAUCAAACCAGAACUCUAGUCAGAAUCGAUCAUCUAUUUUGGGCCCUGAUUCAACGCAACAGCAGAUUCCCACUGAAAUGCAAAUGCAAAUUCCCACAAAUGCAGACUCUGAAUCAUCUCGGAAAGUGUUGCACCCAUCCUUGAAUGUACAGGCACCCAAACCAAAAAGUCGAAUGGAAACCAAUAGGUCACCACAAGGAAGCCUCAGAAUUACUCAAACAACUGAUAAUAAAGAAGCACCCACAGCCAAACCCAGACAAAAACCUAGCAGAGAAUCCAUGUUGAUUACACAGAGCAAUACUGAACCUGAUAUUAAAGAAAUAAAGGCUACUGAAACUGAAUUCGACCCUUUCCCGAACAACCUUCUCUCUCAAGACCCAUGGGGACAGACGCAAGAAUUUCACAAUGUAGAUCUUUUUACUGACAAGGAGAAACCAGAAGAACAAGGAAUGACGCCGGAUGAUCUUGAUAACUUUUUUAGUUCAAAUAUAACAAGCGAUCCUUUCAUCGUUUCAAAAAGAAAUGGCUCUCAACCUAAAGAGGACAAAAGUAACACACCACAACGUCAAAGUGAGCCUAAAAGUUUUUAUGACAGAGAAGACCCAUUUGCACCUGAUGCAUUUACUUCUACAGUCUCUUCUGAGCCCCUCCCUGUAGUCUGGGAGGAACCAGCGGCUGGAGGUUUGGCGGGAAGCAAGAGUCCAAUACGUGCAUGGGUGUCACCUUCUGAGGUUCAGCCGGUCAGUGUGCAGACAAACAGUGGAGGUGGGCUAGCUUUGUCCCAACGCAGACCACAUCCUGUCAAACCCCUGAACCCUGCUGAUAGCCAUCAACCAUCAAGCACGCCUGCUUUUAAAGAGAUCAAAGUUCAGGAUGGCGCACCUACUAAGUACAAGGUGUCUGGCUCUUCGGAAAGUGGACCUUACACUCAGCUAACACAAGAGGAGCUGAUCACACUGGUGGUGAAACAGCAGGGGGACCUGUCGAAGAAAGACGCUAAGAUUGUGGAGCUGGAAGAGUACAUAGACAACCUGCUGGUGCGCGUAAUUGAGGAGAAACCCAGCAUCCUGCAGUCCUUAGAUGCUAAACCUAAAUAAGGAGUUUUGAGUUGUAAUCCUCUAAUUUGUAUGGCGGGAGGGGGAAGUGGAGGGGGGAAUGACAUAUGCACUUUUUUCACUCGAGGAACUGUUAACAAGCACGUAUUUAUGGUAAUGUAUUUGCUGUAUUAUUAAGAUCUUAAUCAUUGAAAACACUGAAAUGAAAUUAUACUUCAAAGGAGUUGAGUUAUAUAGUCGGUGAGCUAUGACACUUUUAUUUCUGUACACUGUGUUUUACACUGCUGAUCUAUCAAACUUGAAUAACAUCACGGUCAGUCAUUGGCCUUCAUUUUUCUGUCAUUUACUUUGGUGUUUUUAAUCAUCACAGGUAAAUGUCAGUGGUGAUGAUUUGAUGAUUUUGUCAAGAAUGUAUUAUAACAGCUAGGAGAAAAGAAAUUAUUGUUGGUGUAUGUUGCUUAUAUGAUAACGUUGGAAAAAUAUGUACUUUUGCUUGCACACUUGCACUCAAUUGAAAAGAUGUCAAUUCUUAUUUUACAAUGAUUGAAUACAGUAUAUUAUGUAAUGUUUUGUAUUUAUAAAAAGACAACAAAGAACUCAGUUUCAGUCUUAUCUGAACUAAUCUUACCUUAAAAUUGUUUAACUUAGAAAACCACCAGCACCAUCUGUAGUCUUUUAUACGCUGCAUAUUUGGUCUAUAAGUUGAAAGCAAUAUUAUUGAUAUUCUAAAUAUGUUUAGAUGUUUCUGUGACGUAUUUCUAUCCGGCGACCUUUCUGUGACAUUUAAUUUGAGUUGUGUUAGCUUCCACAGAUCUGUUUUUGUGGAGAAAGCAUACUCAAAUGAUCUUGUACAAAGCUUUUGAACAAAACACAUAAAAGGUAUAUUUUUAUGAAUAUCAAAUAAAAGACACUAAUUAUUUUAUUAAA